Molecule: messenger RNA, 3085 nt
Organism: Helicoverpa zea (corn earworm)
Lineage: Eukaryota; Metazoa; Arthropoda; Insecta; Lepidoptera; Noctuidae
Product: mucin-3A-like
Exons: 8
Coding region: 89-2935 (948 amino acids)
Cellular component (GO): nucleus
Molecular function (GO): RNA binding
Source: RefSeq, a predicted model, not a curated record
AAAGCGCUUUUUCUCCAUUCUGUGGAAGAAAGAUGCUUUUCGUUAAAAUCACUUAUAUGUAAUAAAAUAGUUUAUAAAGUUAUCAUAAAUGAUGUCCGGUGGUCUUAUAGAUAAGGUUUACAUUGGUCUGGAUAAUGCGCCGGCCGCAUUUGAUAUCAAAGGACGCAUUUUAGGACCUAAUGGCACUAACUUAGAAUAUAUUCGGUCCGAAACGGGUGUCGUAGCUGUGUUAAAAGGCGAUAAAAUUGAGCCAUUGCAUUUGGCUCUGCAUCAUACGCGAUCGGAAGCCUUGGCAGGUGCCAGGUCGCUUGCACAGAACUUAAUAGAGACUAUAAGGGCUGAAUUGGCCCAAUGGAGUGCGGCCCAGGCCGGGGGGCCGCCGCCAGCGCUGAAUGUACCUCCGCCGACACUAACAACGACUAGCGCGCCUCCUCCCGUGCCUCCGCCAGUCGUGACGGCGGCACUCUCGACGCCUCCUACACUAACGUCCACGGCGCACCCGUCCGUCAUCCCACCCGUAGUGAGUGUAGCACCCGCGACAGCUCCUCUUAUGACAGUGCGACAACCCACAAUGUUGCAACUACUACAACCACAGCAGCAGUAUGUGCUGAACCAGGAGAAUGGGCAGCUAAUCCCUAUAGUACAACCUGGCAUGCAAGUUUCCAAUGCCAACUUCACAUCUCUGCCUCUUGGCCAAACAUUGAGUUUGCAACAACCAAACUUUGGUACACAAAUUGUAGAUAUAUCUAGCAUGCAGCCGGUGAACGUGACACAGUUACGGUUAAGUGGGGUACCCUCUUCUAUGUCAAUGAUCUUGCCGAAUGGGUUGACAUUUCCUCAAGCAAGUCUGUCAACAUCUGACAGUACUACUGUGAGUACGGCUACGUCUACACCGGUUGUUUGUGCAGCUCAGAGUACAAACUCAUGUCAGAAGAUUCUGUACAGCACUGACAAAGGGGACAAAGAUAUUAAAUAUCACAUACAAGGGGCCGAUACUGUGCAGUGGACUGUCCCUGGUUCUCAGACAAUGUUGAUUCCAUAUCAACAGUUGCAGGACUUGGCAUCUGGGCAACAAGGACUGACUAACUUUCAACCACAGCAGUUUGUGUCUAUAGCCCCGGCCGGCAGUCUACAACAAACUCCUCUACCAUUAACAGCAGGACAACUGCAGCAGCUACAAGCCACUGGCACAUUUAUGCAGCUCAAUCAAAAGCCGAUAGCCAGCAGUGGUUCUUUGAUAAACAUUAUAUCGACCGGCCAAGCGUCGUCACCACAGAUAAUUUCAAACACAUCUACUCCUUCAAAGAGUGUUGGACAAGAGUCCCGAGGACAAAAGAGGUUGUCCGAUGGGACUCCAAGCCAGUUGCAGCUAAGACCCAUCGCUCCAGCUGUGUCGCAUGUGAAUGACAAGAGCUCCACGAGAGAUUCGCGCACCUGGACCGCGGCACCAGCUAAAGACAACACCAUCGUGAGUAUGGGAAUGAAAAUCAAUCCAGCGCACGGGACCAUCAUACAAGUGUCUUCUGGGCAACAGACGAAUGUCUCAUCGCCUGGAUUAGGCCAAGAUGGUACAGGAAUGUACAUACGCCAGAUCGAUAGAAACGCGAUCCAAAUUCAAACGAGCAAAGACGGACAAAAGCAAGACUUGAGCAAGAUUCAGAAUUCUACUCAAAACGUCCAAAUGAUCACCGUACCACAAGGCAUGACUGUGUUACAGAAUCCUUUGAAUAUUAGCCAAGUUCCUACAAUGCUUGGCCAGCCGAACAGCCAAGUGUACAUGAUACCAGCUAACCACCCCAACCUGAUGCAAAGUGCGCUCCCUCCAGGUUUCCAACAAGUCCUGCAACCAGGACAGAAUGUUACUGUAAUGCAACCGAAUCAGCUAGGAAUGCCAGGUGGGGUACAAUAUAAUGUGCCUUUAAUGCCCAUGAAUAUGCCAGCUACCUCACAGUAUAUGCCCGCCGGUAUUAACUUAAACACGCAGCUAUCAGCCCAACAAUUAAACGCAGCUUUAGCAGGACAUCAGUUAAACCCUAACUUAGGAACGAUCCCUAUAGUGCAAGCCCCACCGUCCUCGCCGAUGACUAACCCAGGUCAAGGGAUCCCUGGAACACAACCGCCUGUUCACCAAAUAGUUCCGAACUCUUUUCUAACGCCGACAUCACAAUACGCGGGAAUGCCACAACAGUACAUGAUGCAAGGGAACUCCAACACCAUUACUGUGCCCACUAAUCCUACGGUGCAAUACAGUAUACCGACUGCGCAGAACACCACAAACAAUGGUAACGGACAAUCUACAACUUCAGAAACUGACACGAACGGAGCCAAUAACCAGACAAACUAUAUUACAUCAUCAUCACAAGAUAAUGGGUAUUCGUUAACGGGUACAGUUCAAAAUCAGCAGACGUUCACGUCAGAUGGACAGUCGACGCAGACGAGUGGCUUCACGCCAGCCAAUCAGAACGGCACGCCGACAUACGGCUCAUCCAAUGGCAGCCAAACCGCAGCUUACGUCAGUCAGACGACCACGACACAACCUCCACCCACGUACAACCCGACCAAUGGGACCAGUCAGAAUUCUAACCAGACUUAUGUACCUCCAAGUACGCCAACAUCACAAAACUCGCAGACGACUUUCUCUCCGUCGACGACGCCUGCACCGCAAUCGUAUCCUCCGGCAAAUCUGCCGAAUAUGCCGAACGUAGCGUUCGCGCCAAACCAGACGCCACAGAACCCUUACCCAAACGCCACUGGGCAGAACUUGGCAGCUUACGCGAGUAACCAGUACCAGUACACGAGCCGGCCGUGGUUCCGGCCGCGGUACGGGUCGCCGCAGGGCUCGCCGUACAGCGCGGGCACGGGGCCGCCGCCCAACGGGCCGCCCAUGCCCGUCCCUCCCCCCUCGGGCAGCUAUAACUACUGGCCGGAUAGCUGAGACCUAGAAAGUAUUAUUGGGACUGAAUUUGACCAGUGAUAACUAUAGAAUAUAGAGUAAUUUGUAAUAAGAGAGACUGCUUUAUAAAUAUACAUUUAUGAAAUGUAAAGAAAUAUUUUAGAAUUUAGAUGAAAUAAUAAGUAUUUCCUA